GGUGGGCAAACCAGAAGAUUGCAGUUGGCAAUCAGCAGGUUUUUGGAGACCAGCAUUCCAGUGAGGAUGCAGCGGAGACAGUAGCAAUAGACUCUAACAAUCAGCCGAAGUCUCCACUGGAAAAGUUCAUGGUCAGACUGUGUACGCAUCACCAGAAGCAAUUCAUUCGUGUACUAAACGACAUAUACACUGAAGUACAACCAGACUCUGAAGGCCAGCAAUUGCCUGAAUCUGAGACCAUGGAGGCCACUACUUGUGGCUCAGGUUGUAGCCAGCGAAGCACUGAAAAUCAGGAUAAGGGUGCUACUUGUACUGAAUCGAAGCCCCCUUAUUCCUCAGACCCAGGACAGUCAGGGUCCGAUGGCCCUCUGCAUGUUACAGGACAAAACCCAAAGCAGCUGACGGAGCUGAAAUCUAUGGACAGAGCUGACAACUCCGGUCCUGCUUUGAGAAGGGACUUCUCUGAGCUUCCCAUCACCAGACUUCGUUCCUCUAGUCCAAAGGAUAGCUCUACCCAAGGAUACCUCAGCAUGUUGAACUCUUCCUCUUUGAAUUUCCAUCAUGCCGCUAAGAGCCUGGAAGGGCAGCAAGCCACUGAACACGAGCAAGAAGCCGGUACCAGAAAGUGUGAGGACAAUAAAGACCAGCUAGCAGGUAAGACUCUUGUGGAAGGUUAUAUCUCGGUCAAAGUGGCAAAUGUGAACGGCAGCGAAGACAGCUUAGAUGGCUGUCUGGGGUCCCAGAAGAGCUCUUUCAGAGCUCUGCCAGAAGAGUCCUGGGAUCCUGGCUUUGCGGUGACCCCGCCUCGCAGAGCCGACAAAGAGAACACUUUGCAAUGCAGCUCGAAAGCAUCUUUUCACCAGGACUUAGACGCAAAAGAACAAGAUGUGAGACCAAAGCAAGAAAACCACCCGCACACCAUGGCCAAGGGCAAGGCAGGCUGCCACCUGCACCCAGCCGACAAAGGCCCACUUGACAAGUCCAAAGAGGGCUGGCUGCCUGCCAGCACUGCGCCAGCCGCCCACCACACCACCGGUGGGCACCCCCGCACCAAGGCAGCCGCUCUCAGAUCCACUAGGAAGAGCAAGAAGGCAUCGGGGCUGAGGAUCAACGACUACGAUAACCAGUGCGAUGUGGUCUACAUCAGCCAGCCCAUCACUGAAUGCCAUUUCGAGAGCCAGCGGACGGUGUCAUCCCGCAAGACAGCGAGGAAGAGCACCCGGGGGUACUACUUCAAUGGGGAGUGCUGUGAACUCCCGACUGUCCGCACGCUGGUUAAGAGUUCCCGAGUGGAGGAGAGGGGGAGCAGCCCAGCACUGAGAACAGAGACCUUUGUCAGCAGUAAACCACCCCUGGUGCUCUCGGUAGGGGGUCCUGCAGGGACAGGGAGGGAAGGCGAGAAGAGGGUUUCCCUGAGGCUCCUGGCUAAAGCAGCACCAGCCAGCCAAGAAACAAAAGAGAGAGCUGAGUUGGGCUCUGUGCAGCUCCGGGAUACCCGGGCGCUGCGGUCGAGGGAAGCCGCUGUGGCCAUGCCCUUCUUCUCCCUCUCUGCUCCACCCAGCCCCCAAAAAGAGGACAGCUUGGCCUGCUCACCAUCCCCGAGUUCCCCUCUUGCCGAAGGAGGGGGGACAAAAGCAGGAGACUCUGUCCCCUGGGAGGCUGGCAGCAACCUCAGCUCCUCCAGGGACAGCAGUGGUGGCAGGCAGGCUUCCAAUUGUGCUGCCCUUCCCAUCUCAGAAGCACCUGGCAGGGAGGAAGGUUGUCCAGGCUCCAACAAGCAAACUGAUUUGGACCUCUGCACCAGCCUGGAGCCAAAAUCUCCCUUGCAGCCCCCUGCCAGUGUGGACACAGCACUCCUGGCCCUUGAUGGUACCGGGAUUCCUGCCCAGCUUCCAGCCACAGGAAACACGGAGCCCUGUGGACUGCGUCUGGUGGAGCCUUCCCCACACUCUCCAGGCCAGCAGGCUCCCAGUGAGCUCCCUGCCACCAUGGAUGGAGAGAGCUCCCCAAAGCUCCCUGCCACCUUGCGGUGUGUGGAUGUGAACAAAAGCAUUGAUGCUGAAAUGGAAGCCAAAUUAUCAGGCAUAGUGGGUGACAGCUCCAUGGAGCAAGAGGAGGCUGUGCCAGCCAGCACAGCCCUUCCCGAAAUCCUGGAAGGGGAUGCAGUGCAGAAUAACAGCCCGGCAGAUGAAAAAGAGCCCAUUGAAGGGGAAAUGCCACCUGAACCCGAUGGCUCAGACACUGCAGGAAAAGACUCCAUCUCUUCCAAAGACAGUCUAGACAAGAAGCGAAAGAAAGGCAGGAGAGUGCUUGUGGCAUCAGACCGGCGUCUCCGAAGCCAGCAAUCCCAGUCACCCGCUGAGGGCAGUGUGGAGGACACUGGUUCUUCCAGCUCUUUGCAGCUUCCUUGCCUUCAGAUCGAAUUCUCCAAGAGCCCUGAUGCUAAGCGGUUCAAGAGAGAAGCGCACAUGGAUGAGAUAGGGUCCGUGCAGUUCCCAAAUGCACAGCUCAAAACCAGUGAGGGGCUGGGCACCAGCCAGGCACCAGAGAACAUCGCUGAGCAGCGGCCAGGUGAGAAUGGUGUCACUACCAGACAAACCUAUAAAAGCAUCUUAGCGAAAGAGACUGCAGCAGAGGGAGAAAAUUCCUCUGAUGAUGACCCCCCUGCAAACAGCAACCAAAGUCAACCGGGUGAGAUGCUGGAAAUCAACAUCCAGGCUGAUUCUGAGAAGCGAAGUGUUCUCCUCCCUCUGGAGAGCAGCGUGCCUGCAAAUGAUGCUGAGCAACUGGAUGUGAAAUCAGAUGAUGCCAGCACAGAGAACGAGGAGAGCUCUGACGGUGCCAUGGACACAGGAAAGCUGGAGAACUAUGAGCUGGUGGCCAAUUUGCCUCCAUGUCCCAAUAGCAGAGGUGGAAGCAAGCAUCUUCCAGCAAAGGCUGUGAAACAUAAAAAGGCUGCCCCUCAGUUUUACAACUUAAGACACACACCUGCACCUGUAGAUGCCGCAAAAAAGAGCACACCGGGGAAGGAGUCUAUGCAAGCAGUCCCCAAACUGAGGGAAGAAUGCAGUUCAGGGAAUGACGACUUCCCAGCACUGGAGGACAUAGACAUGGUUGACAGCAAACCAAAGUUCAUGGAGUGGUGUGCUGAAGAGGAGAACCAGGAGCUCAUUGCCGAGUUCAAUGCUCAGUAUAUGAAAGUUCAGAAGGGCUGGAUUCAGCUGGAGAGAGAGGUGCAGCCAACACCCAAGGUAAAGAACAAAGCCGACAAACUGAAAGAGAUUUGGAAAAGCAAGAAAAGGACACGAAAAAGUAGAGGGUCACUGGAAGCACAGAAGCUUUCUCCUGUUCAAAUGCUAUUUAUGAAGGCCUUUAAGCUGUCUGACAUCUGCCAGUGGUUUCUGGAGACAACCGAAACCAGAUCUCUAGUGAUCGUGAAGAAACUUAACACCCGUCUCCCAGGGGAGAUCCCCCCCAUCAAAGUCCCCAUGCAGAAAUAUUCCUCCUCCAGUCUCUACCCCAGCUCACUGCAAGCCGAACGUUUGAAAAAACACCUCAAGAAGUUUGCUGCCACUACCCCAGCUCGGAAUAAUCUAAAGAAUCAAAAGCUUUGGGCCAAAAUUCGGGAGAAUGCUGACAAAGCAGAGGCUGAAGAAGCCACUGCCCCCAGACAGAUAUCUUCCACUGAUGUUGGCACCGAGGACCUGAGCGAAGACAAAACCAUCCAGCCUGCCCCCAGCUUGCCCACACAGGCCAGCACCAGGAUCCUGCGCAAGUACUCCAACCUGCGGGGCAAGCUGCGAGCGCAGCACCGCAUGGUGAAGGUGGAGAAGAAGGGUGACGGUCUAGGGGACCAUCCAUCCCUAGAGAAUAAGCAGAGCCGGAAGAGUGUGUGCAUCAACCCGCUGAUGUCUCCGAAGUUGGCCUUGCAGAUCAAAGCAGAUGCCUUUCCUGCUAAAUCUCCAUCAGUGGAUGUGACGGGGAAGGGACGGAAGGGGAAGGGUAAGUCCCAGGAGGACUCCUUGCCCAAAGCCGACCUCCAGCUCAACAAGAAGAAGAGGACACUGAAAGAGAGCGGGAGCACUCAGGAGCGGUCCAGCUCCUCCACGAAGGAUAAGCUGCCUGCCAAGAAGGCCAGUAAAAUAAAGCAUUCGGAGGUCAGCACGAAGGCUUCCGCCACCCGAAAGCAGGCAGCCAUGGAAAGGAGCAAUAAGUUGGCUAGAAAAAUAUCUUUGAAAGAGAAGAAAGCCCCAAAAAGGCAGCUGGAGAAGUUGCGGCUCCCCAUGCGGAAGGGCAAGGAGAAUACGAGCAGACGGGCUGUACUGCCCCCUGGCCACGAGGAGUUGGCCAAGUCCCCGAAGCAAAAGCCUCUGGGGGAGUCCUCCCCACGGCCACAGAAGAUGGCCAACAAGAAGCCCAGCGGUGGGAAAACCCUGACGAGGUCCAUGAAGAAGAUGCAGGAGAGCAGCGGGUUACAGGGCAAGAGGAAGCUGAGGGCAAAAGCGGACUGUUCGCACAGCAAGCGCUCACGACUGGACCUGAAAUAGCAAAGAAGCGGUAGCCAUGUACAAAACUGAUGUAUAGUAGUAACCCUUUACCAUACAUUAACUAAAGCUGCUUAUAUAAGCUGUAGCAAGCCUUUAAAAAUCCGCAGUUAAAGGAUAAUGCCCGUGAUCUUAGGCAUCAGCAGAUGUGUGUCAGACAGAGAAGAAGUUGGCCUGUCUGGCUCUGCUGUCCAUAAGGAAGUUUCUGCAGUUUGAACGUUCCUUGGGUUUUUUUUUUAAACUUGGAACCAGGCAGUUUUAGUUAAAAGUACAGUGCCUUAUUUAUCACUUUAAAAAUAAAAAUAAGAAGCUCGUCUGUGUGAUUUGGAGGCUUGCGUUUUAUACUUGAGGCACAAGCACUUGUACUGUAGCAGAAAGAAAACCACCUUCGUGCACAUGAAGUAGCUUUCAGCAGCCUUUGGGUGCACGCAAACAUUUCCCUUUCCUUCAGAGUCCUCCUUCUGUCUGUCUUCUUAGUGGCAUUUAAAGCAAAACCAAAACCAUUUCCCAUCGGUGAGGGAGAGAAAGGCAAAUCUGUCCUCUGUCGGUUUGUUAGUAGCAGCUGCUGGUGUCCCAUACUGUUACCUGCAUAGAAGUAUUAAUUAGCUACUGGUGUGUGUACUGCUGAUGGCUGCCUCGCUCCCCCAUCGCACAGCCCGUGGGCUGGGGCGGUCCCGCUCAGGUGGAGGUGGCGGAGGAGAUGCUGUGAGUACCAGGCUGCCACAUCCACUGCUGCCAGCUGGAUGUGCUGGGCUGUAUCCGUCUUUAUUUCUUGCUGGCUUCAGGGAUGAAUCGGUCCUGCUUUUGGGCAGACUUCCUUCUCCCAUUUUGCUGCGCUAGUGGUGAUUUCUGUGGUCUCUGAUGGCAAAGCAGUUUCUGCAGCACUUUGCUGGAGGUUGAAUCUCUCCCUUUUUUCAGGCUAGAGUUCCUUCUGAUGUUGGUGCUCUGCAGCAGGGCAGACCUGGCCCUUUCCCUGUGCUCUUGUGCACGUCUUGCCUUGCGCCCUUCUAAACCAGGAUUUGCAGUUGGAAUAGGGUUGGGAUAAGGGACUGACUUAGGUUAUUUUUACCAUAAUUUGCCUUUUGCCCUUUUACUAGCAAGGUGCAGUUGGUUUGUCCUUGCUUGUAUCUGGUGCUGUGGAGUCUGAAAGCAGCCAAGCCUCUGCCCUGUCCUGCAUGACACCUUUGCAGGGCUUCUCUGCAAGCUGUGCAGCACAUUUAAAAGCCAGCUGGGGUCUGCAGCGACAGAACAAGGUCACGGUGCCUAGCAUCUCUGAGAAGAGCUUGUAAGAAGUGAAUGGAGCACGUGGCUCUGCUGUUUCUGCCAGGCAGAGAUGCUCAGCAGCUGAGAAGGUUCUGCUGUGGUCUGCGCUUGGGGAAAGGACCCUGCUCAGCCAUUGCAUCUCCAUGGCUUUACUGUUGCAUUGCACAAAGUCCAUUUGCCAGAAUCCCAAUGCAAGCCUCCUCCCGUGCAGAAAGCACCGACGCCUGGAAGACACUGGGCAGGCUCUGGGGUUGCCCGACCUUUAACAGCCGCUUGCCUGUCCUUGCUCAGCAAUUUGUCCCAGCUCAGAGCAAGACUCUGGGUCAGGCCACAUGUUUGAGAGGUGCCUGUCCUGGGAGCAGAGGCUAGAGAAGGCUCGGCUGCAACAGGAAUUACUUUUCACAGUUGGCAUUGAACCCCAGAUCCCAAAGCCCAUGGACUGGAGGUGGAAAGCAGAUAAUCCUCUUUAAAUCUUUCGUUGCACCCGUUUAGAGGAUGAAGCAAGGCGUUUGAGAUUCAUAUGCCCUUCGCAGAGCACCUCUGGCUCUCUUGCAGGUAUUCCCUUCCCCCAUCGCUGACGCACACGAGGCUGCGGCACAUUUUUCUCUUACUAUGAAAUGGCUGAUUUAAAAAAAAAAAAAAUCCUUUACCUUUCCUUUGAAUCAUUCUAGAAUAAGUUAACUCUCUGAACAGCUAGGAAGUGAUUAAAUCUAGCCUGUCAGUCCCUGUACAGAUUAAUAUGAAGUUAUCUAUUACUUUAAUUUUUACUGCAUGCAUUAAAUAUGUCAAACAUUCCAUCAGAAAAGAUUUUAAAGCAUUUCAGGAGAGGUGUGAGGCAGGAGGGCGCUGAUGGCAGUUAAAUGACUGUACCUUUCUUACAGGUUGUCUUUCCCUCUUGCUUCUCCUUCUGUACUUAGGGUUCUCCUGUAACCUCUGGCUGGGGCAGCCUCUCUGCAGGCACACAGGCCUGGGGUUUCCCGUCCUUCUCCUGAGCCGGGGGUGCGUGUGAGCUCCCCUAUUAUCUCUGCUCCUCAUGCUGCUCCCCAGCAGCAACCCCCCUUUUCCCUGUCCUUCACAGCCCCGCUUUCUCCAUCCGUCACCAUGCACCGAGCACUCUUUGGGGUUUUCCCUCUCUCUUGCUCUAUAAUCCUUCAGCUGCUGGUAAAUGCAGGCUGCUCUGCUUUUCUAUCUUCCAUGCUUCUGGGAGUGGGAACUUCAUUAGGAUAAAAACCUUGACAAAGCAAGUGGCGAGAAGCUUUUUGGCUGGGGUGCUGCUGCUCCAGCCUCCUGGCUGCCUUCCUGCACCCAAGGGCUCCACCAGCAUCAGCAUCGCAAGGGUACGGAAUGUAGCAAGGGUGGGAGACAGCAGCCGUCACUGCGCUGGAAGCGGAGCAGCAUCUGGUCCACUGUCCCAGGUCGGUGCACACUGCUUGGCUUAGGUGGUGGUGGGUUCCUGGCAGUGUCUCUGCUAGCAUCAUCUUCAGAGAGGAAUGGAAAGGAGCUGUCAGGGGAGAAAUCAAGAGAUUCUAGAAGGACAACCACAUUCCUCGCACCCCUCUGAAUUUCCAGCCUUGCUCUGCAGUUUUCUGUCUCAUGCUGCUGUGUUUCAGCUUAGUUGGAUGGAGAUUUCCUGUGCUGAAGGCAGAUCCCCAUGGGAUGCAGACCUGUCAGCAGAUGCUGUAGGAGUCCUCCAGCUCUGGGAGGGAGUGAGGUGACAUUGGCAAUGCUAGUCAGUGUGCAGGUAAGGCGUGAGGCUCAAAGCUUCUGCAGCUUAUCCCAGGCUCCAAUCAUCUUCAGCCAGCAGCUCUUUCCCUUCCUGGGGAAUGCUAGAGGUGUUCAGCAAGCCCUGGCUUUCCCACGUUAGGUCCAGCAUGUCCUGUGCAAAAAGCAACGUGUGGAAUCUGUGCAAAGAGCAACAGGAGCUGGGCUGUGCCUCGUAGGCGUAAAUCUGAUUUUUUGCACCCUUUAAUGAGAAAAGGUAGAGAGUGGAGGUUUUGUCCAGAUAGGACUGAAAAGAGGCUUUUGGGCUGGGCUGUGGAUUGUUACUCUUGUCUUUAGAAAGCAAAUGAUGAAAGUAAAUAAUUCUGAGUUUUUUUUCUGGAGAAAACCAUUUUUACAUAAAUUACCCUAGACGGCACACAGGGGUGAGCUGCAUGGCCCUCGUGGGCACUUCGCUCCUGUGGGUGGAGCAGCAGUUUGGGCACCUGCAGGGACAGGGAGCAGGGGGCUCGCAGGAGGUGCUGAGCCGGGCUGUCCUGAGAGAAUGAGAUGGGCUGGGGUCUUGUCAGCAGGGACCCCCCAACUCCCUGCUCUGACGUCCUCAGGGCCAGGGCUUUUCCCAGCCAGGCACACAAACCCUGCUCAGAGCUGCUCUGCUCUCUGCCUCCUCCUUUCCUCCCUACAACUUCCCCCUUAUUUAAAAAUUGCAGUUUCGAGGAAAAUCAGUGUGAGUCUUCUCUGCAUCGUGCUGUUUGUGAGAACUGGCAGGAGCGUUUUCUCCCACACCUGCUAUGCUGGGCGGCGGGUUUAACUCAUGCAGGGAGUUUUUGUGGAGAGCAAGCAGGCUUGUUUGCCGAGGAAUAGGGAGGCUGAAGCCAUCACGUAUGGCUGAAUUAUUGCAGCAAGCACUUGAGGCAUGUCCUCUCCAGCCCACCUCGAGGUGGGAAUAUUGGUGCUUUUAGUACAAGUUCUCUGAAAUACAGAUCUGUGCAGUUACCCCAGCCAGGGGACGAUGGCCUGGGGGUGAGGAAGGCGUGGGGUGGUCAUCAUCUCUAGAAAAGCAUUCAGACUUUGUGCUCUGAGGAAAAGUCCAGCUCCUUGCUGGGCUCCUUUCCUUGCUGUCACUGCUCUGAGACUGCUGUCUUCAGCCCCCACUGUCUCUCCUUGUGCAUUCUCCACUUGACACCCAUGGUAGCUUCCAGGUCUUGGUAACUACAAUACCUGCUUUUAACGUGCUUCACACUUGCUCUUGUGAGUGCUUUAUUUUGGAGCAGGAAGGAGGAAUACUGUAAUUUACUAGAAAAUUAAAUUGAAAUUUAAUUACAUUGAAAUUAAUUAAAUUGGAAUUUAAUUUUCUAGAAAAUUAAAAGGUCUGAUUGUGAGGUGACCACCUGGCAGAGUGGCAUUGCUUGGGUAGCUCCACUUUUUUAUCAAGGCUCAGGUGUUUGAAUUUUUUCUCAUUUUCUUUUUUUCCCUGAUCAGUUCUCACGUUGCAUUAUUGUCUUCCUGAUUUCCCUUCCGAUUUCCUCUCUCCACAGAGCCACAUUUGAGCUAGACCAGUGCAGAAGAGACAUAAAAAUAAGUAGAGGUAAUACUGUAUGUAUAUAACAUUUUGCUCUUUGUUAAUGACUUGGGACACGCACUACUCACUCCUCUGCGUUCUGCAGCAAGGCAGUGGUGAGCUGCGCUGCCAAAGUCCUGCCCCUGCUUUAGAGCAGCACAUUCCCAAGAAAUGGAGCUUCUAUGCAAUGCAAGAGAUGCACAGGGAGCUGCAGGUGAUCUUAAUGAAUGGAAAGAAAUAUGAAACAAGAUUUAUCGCCUUAUUCCACACAGGGAUCAAGUGCAUUUCUUUUUGUUGUGGUGCAGAGCUGCCCACUGGCACUACCACAGUGCCAUCCUCAGCUCCAUAGCUUCACUGCGCUCCUCCUCCUCUGGGCCACCCCGCAGCAGCCUGCUCUGCAUCCUCAGCCCUGAUUUCAGCUCAACUGCUGCGUCCCACAAGAGGGACCUCGCCUUUUUCCAUUACUGUGGCUUUAUUUUGCUGGCCACUUUCUCAUCCUAUUCUUGAAACCAGUCUCCAUCCCAGAGUCUCAGUCUGUGUACUGGGGGGCAGCAUCUUCUUAGCUCUGCACUUCCGAUGAUGUUCUUGCAGUCUUUUACCCAGCUGGGAGGGGCUGGGUUUGCUGAGCUCGGAGUCACAAGUUUAUCUGCUGGGUAGCUGAGGGCUGCGUCAGGAGCAGCUGAGCCCAGGAUGGCCACUUCUCUCUGUAGCUGUUAGACUUUUUGUCCGGCGAUGAUAGCCCUGGAAUGGGUUUCUCUGCUGACAGCAUGUGUGUGCUAUAUCCAAGGUGUGCACACGUUUGUAUUCAUUAUUAAAUAAUCACUAAUGAGGUUCUUUUGGCUUGUGUUUGCUGCGUGCAGCAGUGUUUCUGUGUUCCACUGCCAACACGUCAACAAGAUGCAUUUGCAGCAAACCUUCUCCAAAGAGCAUUUAGCUGACGCUGACGCUUUCAGCAAACUUUCUGCUGCAUUGCUGGUCAUCCUCCAUGAGCCAGGAGAGUGGGAUGAACUCAUCCCCACUGUUCUCUGUGUCCUUAUCCGUCCUGUGCCGGGGGGAGUCGUGUGGCAUUGGAUCAAGUGGGUGCCUGAGCUGCUUUUUGCCAGCACGCAGAUGAGCAAAGCUGCAGCCCAGCUCAUCCCAGCCACUCAGAUGGCACCUCUGGAAAUGCUGCUGUUUCCAAAAGCUCUGCCGGUCCCUAGCAAACUUCCUGGGAAGUAGAGUUGCAAUCUCAGAAGGACAUGGAUGUACCGCUGCCCUGCUUUUAAGACUUGUUGAUGGACAGUUUCUCUUUCCAGCUCCUAUUCUUUCAUCCUGACAACUGCAUUCCCAGUUGAAGGCGUCCGGGAAAGCUGCUUUUCCCAGCCUCCCGUAGGCACGGGCAGUGACUGGGACAGCAGGGAGGUGUGGGCUGCUUGGGCUCUCACCUUUCCACUGCUGGUGGUCGCAUUGGGCGAAGAAGGCUGAGCCUCAGCCAAGGCAUCCUCGGUCCCCAUCCUCGGGCUGUACACCUGGAUGGACGGCCUGGAAGCAAAGCGAGGGAGGCUCCCCAAGGCAGGGAAUGCCACUACAGCUUUUCUUGUAGCUGUAGGGUUUUUGAGCAAACCGCAAGGCUAUGAUGUCCCCGCAUCGCACGCAUCUCCCUCUGUGUGUUGUAGCGUCCGUUCGGCCCAUCCUUUAGCUUGGUGGUUGUGAAAUGAAUCCAUCUGUUCUAAGAUGUUCUCAGGAGUUCUUGUUUGUAUUAAGCUCACCCCUAGGCUUAGCAGAAACCAGUCCCCAUCCUUCCUCCUCCCCUCCCCGUGGACAAGCCCUGUCUUUCUCGAGCACUUCCACCCCCUCCCUGAAGGAUGGCGGGAGGCAGCUGGCGGUUUCGAUUCAGGGCACGUUGGCAGCUUAGGGGCAGCCGGAGGAGCUGGGAUGCAGGUGGCCGGUGUUCGCGGCAUGGGUCUGGAGGCCGAUGGUCCCUCGGGCUGCAUUGCUAGCCAAUGUUUUCUAAGUCUGUUUGUAAGAGUACCUAAUUUUAAAAUGAAAUGUGAAUAUAUAUUAUGUGUAGGUGCCAUGUAAGAUAGUGUUGUGCUAGGCGGCGGGAUGCUAACCUACUUUUUAAGCUUUUUUGGGACAGGAAAAAGCAUUUUUCUCUCACUUCAUGCUUACAGAUCUAAUAUUGUAAAUAAUAAGGGUUUUUUAAAAUAUUUAUUUCAUGGGCUUUCCACAGGUUCUUGUUCUGACUGGUGUGUCGGUUGGUGGGGCUGUAUCGCCCAGCACACCGCAACCAAAGGGCUGGCUAUUGCGUGGGGGUGGGGGGAGGAUGGGAUGGGUUUGAGGGCGGUGAUGGUGUUUGGUUUGGGUUUUAUAUCACAUCGAAGUUGAAGCAUUAACUCUUUCCCUUCAUCUGAUUUUGAUGAUGUCAGACCUGGUUGAUGGCCACGGUCCCCGAGGGGGCAGCGAGCUCCCGUGGCUGGCCAGGACGGCUGUUCCCCGGGGCGGGGGGCACUGCAAGCAAUAAGAUUUGUAGUAAUAAGAUUUUUGUAGUAAUGUCUGCUUCAAUGGCAGGGGCUCUUGGGGCUCAGGGCUGGGUGAGAAUAACCCCACUCCGAGUGGAAACUCUUCCCAGUUCAGGAAUGGGGGGGGGGGGGUUCUCUUGGCUGGGAGAUGCCCAAGGAGGCAUCCCCAGGGAUGUGGGAGGUGGGGGCUGCUGUCCCUGGCACUGAACCCCCCCAAAUCAGCCAGGCUAGGGUAGCUAGCUACCAAUAGCAAACUCCUGCGAGUGAAUUACUGCAGUGAGCAGCCGCCUUCGGGGCUCCUGUGCUUCCCACGGGUAUGGGUGAUCCAAGGGAGCACACCGCUGUCACCCUUAAAAUCCCAGUGCCAGCUCCAGAAGGUUGUUUGCUUAUUUGCUUGCCAUUGUGCAAUUUUUUAUUCUCCUCCUAGGGGGUUCGAGGUCAUUUGAUUGUUUUUUUUCCUAAGUGCGUUUGGAUUUUUCUUCCUUUUUUUAACCCCUCUUUGCCUGGAAGUGUUUGCUGGCUGUACCCUCACCCCGGCUGUCCGUGCGGGGCAGCGUCAGCAGGAUCAUUGCUGCUUUUAUGGCAAUGGGUCACUGACUUUGUAGGGUUGAGCGGGACACGAUGCCAGGUCCCAGCCCCGCAGGACCGCUUGCCAGCCCCAUGCUUCCUUCACCCUUGAAACAGGUGUGUUAAAAAACAAACAAACAAGAAAGAAAAGGGAAAAAAUGCAACAACAACCCAGUAAUUUUUUUAAGAUACUCGACGUUUAAAUAUUAUCUCCACCCUGAUGGCAAAUGUUUUUCCUUCAUCUAUGUCUGCUUCCCUGGGAGACUUUUGUUUCUCUGUUUGUUUCUAUAUGAAUUUUAGACACUGAGCUGAAAAGCCCUCCUGUCCGGUACUGUAUGUUUGAGCCUAAGCAAUGUGAACUGUACAGACCAGUGGUGGGAAAUGGGAGCCAGUGACGGUGCCUGGGAGAGCCGUGGCUUGGGACGGCAUUCCUGGUUGCUCUGGGGGGAUCAGGAAGGACUGCAUUGAGUUGGAAAAAUGAACUGUCUGCUGUGAAUUCUUGGUUGGGAAUGUGGAGAGGGGUUUCCAUUAGAUAAUGUUUACAUACCUCACCUGACAAACCUUUGAAAGUGUAUAUAUAAAAAAAAAAAAAAAAAAAAAAAAGAAAAUAAAAUUAUAUUAAGUUGCUUUAAAUCAUUAUGUAUAGCUAUAAGAGCUGGGUCAUUUGAACUUUGAAUAUGUAUCGACUCUCUAAAUGUUGACAUUUUGUGAACUCUGUGCUCCCAUCUUUUAUUUCAUCCUCGCCUAUGGAAGAAGUUGUAUUCUUGUUCCAGGUAAAAGGUUCCUGACUCAGAUCUGAACUCCUCAAGGAUUCCUACCACCUUGUUUUCUUUUCUUCCUCCACUGUUGAUAUUCACCCUAUGUGCUUUCUAAAGGUCCGUAUUUUAUUGCAGCUUAUUAAACGUUUCUUUGAUAUCAAUAUUUGUUUGGUGUGCUAACAGGGAAGAGUGAAGGUGAGACUGCACGAGGCGGGGGCACCAGGCUGACACACCUCUCUGGAAGGGGGGGUGUAAACAG
Molecule: messenger RNA, 13172 nt
Organism: Cuculus canorus (common cuckoo)
Lineage: Eukaryota; Metazoa; Chordata; Aves; Cuculiformes; Cuculidae
Product: microtubule-associated protein futsch
Exons: 2
Coding region: 129-4547 (1472 amino acids)
Source: RefSeq, a predicted model, not a curated record